CAAAAAUUUCGUCCUUAUGCUCCUCGUCCUGUAGAAGUCGUGCUCGUCGUGCAUCUUGCUCUUCUUGCUUUCGUGCUCGUCGUGCCCCUUGAUUUCGUUGUUUUAAGUACCUUCAUCGUACCUACACAACCAAAAAAAUCGAGCUUGGUGUAAAUGUACGAUGCGUUUUUCAUCAACAUCUGAGCACACAAGAAGUUGUAGAGCGCAAAAUCGUAUACCGAAUUGUUGCUUUCAAUCACAGGUGGACUGACGUUUGUUCCCUAGGACAAAGAUGAUACAACGCUAGUACAACGCACCCACCUCAGUAGAAAUUACGAUACCUUCAGGAGUGAUCUCACAUAGAAGAAGUUCUUUUGUACAGCAAGCGCAAAAAAGAUCAAGUCACCACGAGAAUCAAUCAUGUCGCCACUCCUAAUCCAACGAGCUGCCGAAGAUAAACGGCGAGGCUCGUCGAGGCGAGGAGCAGUAUUUUCCCCCGGCUUUCAUCUUUUUGCCGUUUUCAUCCUCCACACCACGUCGACGAGCAGUCCGGCUGUUGCGUUGCGUCUCGAGAAAACGUUCCAUGCGACGAGCAGGAGGACCGGUAUUAUUUCUACGAGAAGAGAUGAAAAUGAAAAACAAAAAACACGCCCAGCAGGUGGACAGACAACAGAGAGCCAUUCCAUAUUACCCACGGCACCUCCGUCUGGAAGAUUUGCUUUUGUUGAGCAACAACGAGCACAACUAGCACAAUCAGAAUCACACUCGUCGACUAUGACCAACAUGGCCGAUCCUUCCCAAUGCGGGCCCUGGGGCCCGCUUGGCGCGAACCUGGGGUCCUGGCUGGUACUGGAGUAUCCAGGAAAAAAACUGUGUAAGUGUAAGUUUUUUGGAGGAAUAGCAUCACAAGUUUGCUCUGCAUGACACAGAAAACCUGUCAUGCGUCGCUAGUACGUGAAAACACGAACGAAAAUUGCCUCUGAUGCAUGUCCAGCAUGACAAGUGUAACAGUUUUGCAUUUUCUGCAACACAAAUUUACACUUACUCAGUUUUUUUCCUGGAUAUGGAGGGCUGGAUGUUCAGUGGGUGGGUGUACGACAGCGGCAAUGACGACACUUUCGGUAUGGUGUUCUCAAACGUUACAUUCUCAACUGUUACAUGAACUUGUGAUGCAAGAAUGGGAAAAGUGAAAGGGGGAAGGUUGCACCUGUAGCAUUACCAAUUCCGCGCAGAUCUAGGCGCGGUUUAGAAGCCCCUCGCAAAUUUCUAAUGCGGAGCUGCAGCUUGAUCGUGAGGAUGAUGAUGGUGUUUUUGCAUGACGGAUUCAUGUAACAGUUGAGAAUGUAACGCUUGAGAGCGCCAUAGUCGGCCGAGCCAACACGGACACGGACUGCUGGGGAAUGGCCGAGUGGCAGAUCAUUCACGAGCGCUUUAUCCCUUAUUUUGAAACGAAACUGCAAAAAGGGAAGAAUGAGAAUCCAGGAGCACUUUUACCACAGCAUGAUGAAGACCUGGAGCACGAAGCGCGCCAACACGCUUUGUCGCUGCUACACGCACACUGGGCAAACUUCGUGCCGGAAGAAUUACUAGACGACUUGCACUCGAUUGGGGUGAACGUGUUGAGAAUCCCGAUCGGUUACUGGCUUUUCAGCGAGUGGAACGAUGAGGAAGCGCAUCCAACCUGGAAUAAGGGGUAUGACAUACCGUCGGCUACAGCUGCCGCUGUUGAUGAGAAUGGAAACAACAGUACGACGCACCAAGAAAUGAAUUCCCCGCGGCUCCCACCACCCAUCUGGUGGAACCAGGAGGGGUUCGCGGUGGGUUCCAGUCUAGCGGUUUUGGAAAGCCUGCUGCCCUACUUCUACGAGCGCUGCAUGCGUGUUUUUAUCGACAUGCACGCGAUUGCGGGCGUGGGCAUCGAAGACCAGGGGUUCGCGGGGUAUGCAUUGCAAAAGUAUCGUACUAGUAUGAAUUGCAUUACAAAUUCACUUAGCAUUACAAAUUGAAUUAUUUGUAAUGCGGAUUUGCCUUGAUGAAAAGGUUUGUAAUGCAUAAACGCAAUUAGUACGAGAACGAUACUUUUGCACAGGAUACGGGCUACAAGACGGCCAAGACGGAUGAUGGAAGAAAUGCGUGCUUCUACACGGUAUCAAAUGCAAAAACGUCUGGGUCGUCUGGAAGAAUGCAACUUGUGAUGCUGCGUCUGCAUUAUCCAAAAAUCUGUAUUGCAUGAACAAUAAAAGAGGUCUGGUUUUGGCCACGGCGAGAGGGCAUUUCUCUUGCGGUAUAGGCAUCAGAAAGCCCUCACAAGACCUGUGAUGCUAGGGCAUACAUCGCAGACAUCAGGAGUCAUGCAAAAUGUGCAUGACAUUUCCAGACCCCCAGACACUUUUGCAUUUGAUACACGGAUUGCAACCCGUUCGAAAAGGAAAACGCAUUAUACGGACAACAACCUCCGAAGAUACCCUACGGCUCGUGGCUGACCUACAUGGAAAAAAUCACGGAGCGAGCGUUCAUAUGCAUUGGAAAUGUGUCUGAGUGGGUCUGGAAUAUUGCUAUUGCAUUUGCAACCUGUGAUGCUAUUUACAAGUCUGGAGUAGUACAGGACAAAAAUCUGUGUUGCAUGGACGGCAAACCACACAGAGGCUGACUUUCUCAAACGGGAUAGGCAUGAUUAAAGGCGCUCCUGUGCAAUCAAUCUGUGAUGCUUGUGGGCGCAUUACAGAUACAGACCAACUACUUUGUAUUCUAGGAGAUGCACCACGGCAAACUUUGCACUCUUCCAGUUGACGACCUAGACAUACUUCUAUUUGCCUUUGAUAUUUCAAAUGGAUCAACAAAGUGAACGAGCAAUACCCCGGUUUGAUUGUCAUGUAUGAAGCGUUAAACGAACCGCAAAGUCAAGACUACCAACACCCGGACGAAAAAGUCGAUGAAUUUCUGUUGCACCAUAUGCAAUUGACAACUUUUCUGUACAUGUACGAAACGGAAAUGCAUCACAAAUAAUGUCACCAACUUGUAGCAUGCCACUUGUCAAUGUCAUGCUGAAUGGAAAUUAUGAAACAAAACAUUUUUCAUGCAGAAACCCCAUUAUUUGUACAUCUACAUGUACAGGAAAAUAUUUACUGUGGAUACACCACUACUACCCGAUGGUCCGGAAAAAAGCGGCAGAGGUGAAUCUGAGCCCAGACGUCGAGCUGGUGUUGCUUGUGCUGCAGGAUCAUGACAGUUCAUGGAAGAAAAACGUGGAUUACCUGUACAAAAAUGGAAACUUCGCAGAGCCGCUUCGAGAAUGGCACGACGGCUUCCCGACGCAGAGGGCCCCCGCGAUUGAAGAAGAUUUUUCGCACAAUGACAAUGGGCAACAUCUGUCCGAGGCGGGAUCCGGAUCUGCCAUUUUCGACUUCCACAAUUAUGUCAAUUGGAUGGUUAUCCCAGAUCCGGAAAACUUCGUCACCGACAAAUUGUCGAGAACCUGGGAACUCGGAAACAGCAUUUCCGGGGAGUGGAGCACCGCCGGCGCUUGGGCGGUUGAUGACAGGAUCAAAACUAUUGAGAGGAAAAAUUCCCCCGCCCCAUAUCAAAACGGAAAUCUGUGAUGCAGAUUUGUUGUCACAAAUCAGCUUUGUCAUGCUACACGGGAAAAGAUGCGGACUGUAGUGCUGGGUGGCGUGGGAGAGCCUUGCAUCUUCAGCAUGAUAGGAGGCGGCUGAGAGUGGGAAACAGCAUCACAAAUUGCCUGCAAACGAGACCACGACUGCGGCUCUUGGCCUUCUAGCAUGACAAGUCGAUUUGGUACCUCAAAUCUUGCAUCACAGAUUUCCAUUUCGAUAUGGGGAAGGGGGAUUUUUCCGUUUGAUAAAAACUGCCUGGCAGUGCGGAAAGGCGGGGUGGUAUCCAGGAAAAAAACUGUGUAAGUGUAACUUUCUUUGAGGAACAGCAUCACAAAUUUGCUCUACAUGACAGAGAAAACCUGUCAUGCAUGGUUUGUAAGAGUAAGGGAAAACACACAUGAAAAGAGGACUUCAUGGCUGUCUGGCAUGACAGCUGUAAUUCUGUUGCAUCUUCUGCAACACGAAUUUACACUUACAUACACAGUUUUUUUCUUGCAUAGGUGGUCUAGGGAAAAGAAGCUCGACUGGAUCAGAGAUCUUUGGGAUAAGUACAUGACAGUCUACGAAGAAAACAAGUUCCGCGCCCAUUUCUACUGGAACGGCCGCAUGGCCCGGGACGAAACCCACGUUUUCGAAGACUAUGGGUUGCAAAAAUGUCUGGGUCUGGAAGAUUGCAACUUGUCAUGCUGUUUUUGGAUUCUAGGAAAAUUUGUAUUGCAUGACCAGCAAAAGGGGUCUAGUUUGUGCUACGCGGACACGGCAUUUCUCAUGCGAAAGGCGCAUCAGAAAGCCCUUUAAAAGUCUGUGAUGCUAGGUCAUGCAUUACAGGCAUCAUGGGUCAUGAGAAAUAUUCAUGACAAAUCUCGGAAUCUUCCAGACCCCGACACUUUUGCACUUGAUAAAGACUGCAGCGAAACAAGUACUACAGCUGCUGCUUCCACCGCUCCCAAUUAUCAGCCCCGGUACUGCCUCUCUGAAUCGAAAUCGAACCCCUAUUGGAAGGAGGGUGGGGAUCCGCUGUGGGACGGCAGUUUUUGGUGCUGGUCUCUGGCCAGGAUCAUCAAGGAGCAGGCGCAUACAGAGAAGGGCACUUCUCCUGAAAAAGCGCUGUUGCGAAUGCCGCUACCUGAUAGCGUUGUGAAAGAGGACCUGCCGUCGAAGAAUAACGACUGGAUGGAGCCGGGGUUUGCAAGAUUUUUGGAGAGAAGCAUGCUGGUGGAAGUAGUUGACAGCGGUUCAUCUCCUGGAGUUGUAGUUGAUGAGACCACGACGUCGACACCAUCUUCAUCUACAAACUCUCCUGGAACGACAGAAGACAACGACUUGACUAGUACUGCCUCCACUACAGACGGCAAAAAUUAUGACGCGAAGACACAAGAACCAGGACCGGCCCCUGGAGUCGGCGCAGGAGUUGGAAACGAAGAUGUACCUGGUCGUGGUGCUGUUGAAAACUUACCAGGCACUUCAAAUGAACAGCAGCGACAACACGACAUCACUUUUGAAAACAAAACCGUGUCACGACCAGUCCUGCCGACCAUCACGACGAGCGCGAGCACUUUUGACGACUCGAAGAAGUACCUGAUCCCGUGUUUCAGUGGCUAUCUGCACCCCUGCUGGGCCAUGGUAGGGGUGGUUUUAACUAUUGUUAUCGGCGUUCUUGUAGUUUCCGCUUGUUUAGGCUGGUUCCUCUGCAGCUGCCACGAAGAAUCUUCUACUUCGGGCAAGAGAGCCGCGGGGGACAGCAACGAGGCAGUUGCUGGUACUACGACGGACGAACGAGGUACUAAGAAGAAGAGGACGAAGGCGGCCGCGCGGGGUGGAUUUACUACAGAUAGCGACGAUAAUGGAACAAAGAAAAAGAACAGCAAAAAACAAUGGAUGACACCUGAGGAGUUCGCCGCUUCUUCGGUGAAACGGAAACAGAGUAGACGGAGUGCAGCGACAGCAAGAGCCCCCUCUGUAGUGCCGGUCGUUCUGGACGACAGUGAGAAAGAAGUAGAGGCGGACACCACCCACCUGGGCGGGCGAAAUAACAAGGCGACGAACGAGGGUGAACAAGAAGCGGGCGCUGGCGUUUCUCCACAAGAGGAGGAACAACGAAGCAGCUUCACGGCAAAAAUUUCCGCGUUUUUAACAGGCGGGUUUUCAUCGUCUACUUCCGGGAUGACGGCAGCGGAGCAGAGUAAAAAUUACAACGCCGCCGAGCAAGGUGUCCACCCGGAGUCGCUUGACUUAUCUUAGCAAGGAGGACAGCUCGUUGCUUUCGUCGAACGAUUCAUUUAUUCUGAAGCGAUUUUUGGGAUGAAAACGAUAAAACGCUUUUCCAUCUUUAGAGCAGCUACAGUGCGUUAGAGUUUUCUUGUAGUAGUCCUUUAUUCUACCCUGAACUACUUGAAGCUAGUUCUAGAUCGAGAUUGAUUUCUUAUUCCAGCCUGUUGUACGCACACAUAUUUCAAUCAAUUUUUUGUUUUUGCACAGACAAAUUCUCUACCCGAGUAGGUCCUCUCGUGAUAAAAGACCAGCGGCUAUUCUUCAUUGCUGGAUCUUCAUGAGACCAACACCAAAACUUUGCCUUUUCCCCAUCAUGCACUCCCUUCUUCGAAUUCCCUGCCCCAUCAUGAUUUUCAUUCUCCUGCUGACAUGAUUUAUUUUCAGUUUGUUCAAACGCAGGACGUGUUCAUAAAGCGCCACAUCAUUAAAACGCACGCAGUUCCCCAAGUACUAU
This is a messenger RNA of Amoebophrya sp. A120, 6318 nucleotides long. The record is from the annotation of a GenBank genome assembly. Lineage: Eukaryota; Dinophyceae; Syndiniales; Amoebophryaceae.